Molecule: messenger RNA, 1548 nt
Organism: Anthostomella pinea
Lineage: Eukaryota; Fungi; Ascomycota; Sordariomycetes; Xylariales; Xylariaceae
Source: the annotation of a GenBank genome assembly
AUGGCAAGCGACGCAGGAAUCGACGUCGCCCAGCUCUCCGCUGAGCAGCAGUCCGCGCUCGAGCAGUACACUCAAGUCACCGCCCAAGAACUCAAGGACGCCGUGCCGCUGCUUGAACGGUCGCAAUGGAACGUGCAGAUAGCCAUCGCCAAGUUCUUUGAUGGGGAAGGUCCGGACCCUGUCGCGGAAGCCAUGGCCGCCCAGGACCACAUCCCCCAACAGCCGGCCAGGCACGAGAACCUGCAAGAGAGCUUGAUGGCCUCCUCGAGCCCCUUCAGCCGACCAACACCGCGAAGCAGGCCUGAUCCCGCCCCGCGAAUCGUGCCUCCGUCCUCUACCACACACCGCAUGCCCUUCCUCCUCGCCAUACUCUUUGCUCCCUUUAGCUACGGGUACAGAGCAGUCUCGACGCUCUUCCGCAGCUUCAUGUACAUAUUCAUGUUUCUCCCUCCGUCGAUACGACCACGACAGAUAACAACAACCAUGACGAGCGGCUUCAGAGGUACGGCCGGACGGCGCAUGUUGAUGCCGCGAGACACAGCCUCCAGAUUCAAGCGCGAGUUCGAGGAAGAGUAUGGAAAUACCAGCUUGCCUUUCUACGAGGGUGGCUUUGCGCAAGCGCUGGACCUAGCCAAGAAGGACCUCAAGUUCCUCUUGCUGGUCCUCAUGUCACCCGAACAUGAUGACACCGAGUCGUUCACGAGGGACACGUUACUUUCACCCGAAGUGGUCAGCUUUAUCAACGACCCGGCGAAUAACAUCAUAUUAUGGGGAGGCAACGUCUUGGACUCGGAGGCGUACCAAGUGGCAGCAGAGUAUAACUGCACAAAGUACCCAUUUUCGUGCCUAAUCUGCCUCACGCCGAAGGAGGGUAGCACUAGGAUGAGCAUAGCAAAGAGACUAGUCGGCCCGCUUUCCUCGUCCACCUAUCUCGCCGAGAUUCAGACCGCAAUCAACAAGUACUCUCCCGAUCUGGCAGGAGUCCGCGCCGAACGCACCGCCCAAGAGGUAUCGCGGAGUCUGCGGACCGAGCAAGAUUCGGCGUAUGAGCGCUCACUCGCCAAAGAUAGAGAGCGGGCACGAAAGAAGAAAGAAGCCGAGGCCGAGGCAGCUGCAGCGGAAAAGAGAGCUCAGCAGGAGGCCGAAGCAGCCGAACAACGCGCACAGCAAAAGGAACAGUGGAGGCAGUGGCGGGCAACCAGCAUUCCCGCCGAGCCCGAAGCCAGCGCAAAAGACGUCGUGCGCCUUGCGCUGAAAAUGCCCGAGUCCUCCGGUACGGGUCGUAUAGUGCGCAAGUUCGCCAACGAGACCACUAUGGAAGAGCUGUACGCAUUCGUGGAGUGUUAUGACCUUCUCGGCGAUGAGUCCCUCGUUACCAACGAAAAGACGUCCGAGCCAGAGGGCUACACGCAUGACUACAAGUUCCGUAUUGCCUCGCUCAUGCCACGGAAAGUCUACCAGCCGGAAAAAACCGCAACGCUGGGCGAGGAGAUUGGCAAGUCCGGCAAUCUGAUUGUGGAAGCCGUCUCCACUGAAGAGGAGGAAUGA